Messenger RNA from Pungitius pungitius (ninespine stickleback), 4093 nucleotides. RefSeq names its product LIM and SH3 protein 1 (gene lasp1). Gene Ontology annotation, cellular component: focal adhesion. Gene Ontology annotation, molecular function: actin filament binding. The record is from RefSeq and is a predicted model, not a curated record. Bases 234 to 938 code for a protein of 234 amino acids. The transcript is spliced from 7 exons. Lineage: Eukaryota; Metazoa; Chordata; Actinopteri; Perciformes; Gasterosteidae.
AAGCGGGAGCGCGCUUUACGUGUCUGGUUAGUGGACUGACAGCCAGCUGUGUGGCUACAAAGACAACAACACUCUCCUGGCUUUGCUAAACACAACUAGAUUAGUCUUGAGCUGCCGCCGGUCACCAUAUCUAGUUUACGAAGUGAGGACUCGACGGCGCAAAGGAAAAAAAAUCAAAAAACAGUAUCAUCGGUGGUUUCCGUGCUAACUAGCUAGAAGAGCAUUCCUCCAACAUGAAUCCGAUUUGUAGCAGAUGUGAACAAGUCGUUUACCCCACGGAAAAAGUGAAUUGUCUGGACAAGUACUGGCAUAAAGGAUGCUUCAGCUGCGAGAUCUGCAAAAUGACUCUAAACAUGAAGAAUUACAAAGGCUUUGGGAAGAAACCAUACUGCAAUGCACACUAUCCCAGGACACACUUCACCGCUGUGGCCGACACUCCAGAGAACCGCCGCCUCAAAGAGCAGAGCAAGAUACAGAGCCAGGUUCACUACAGGGAGGAUUUUGAGAAGAAUAAAGGGAAAGGUUUCAGCGUGGUUGCAGACACGCCAGAGAUGCAGAGAAUCAAGAAAUCGCAGGAUCAAAUCAGCAAUAUAAAGUACCAUGAGGAAUUUGACAAGAAGAAGACUAUGGGAGUAGAUCUCCCACCCAUGCAGCCGAGCAACGCCAGCCAAGCCGCUUACCAGCAGCCUGCAGCCGCUAAGAACUUCAACUAUGAUCCCGUUCCUGAACCAGUGCAGGCCGCCGCCCCUCCUCCCAGUACAGGGAAGCGGUACCGGGCCGUGUAUGACUACGUCGCGGCCGAUGACGACGAGGUGUCCUUCGUGGACGGAGACGUGAUCGCAGACGUGCAGCAGAUCGACGAGGGCUGGAUGUACGGCCGCGUGGAGCGCACCGGCAGUCUGGGCAUGCUGCCCUCCAACUACGUGGAGGCCAUCUGAGCCAGCAAGCAAGCAAGCGAGGGAGGUGGGGGGGGGGGGGGGAAUUAAAAGGGAGGGUAAAGAAAAAUGAAGUAGAGAGGGAGGAAAGGAAAAGCCCAGUGCCAUCUCAUCUUAACGCCGCUUUCUCUUUAUUUUACUCUUGUUCCUGAAUCUGUCCUGUGAGACCCUGAACGCCACUCCCAUCCCCUUCUCUGGUCUCUCCUCACUGCUCCAACACAGAAGCCCUUUACCUGUCUGUCCUUCUGUCCGUCUGCCUCUUUGACCGUUUGUCUGUGCUGGGGUCUGUCCCUGUUUUUGGAUGUUUGUCAUCCUCUGUUUUUCCAAACCUGGCUCUACUCACAAGUGCUGUCACGAGGGGAAAAAAAAUUAAAGUCUUAAAAGGUUCAUCGCAGUAUGCCGUGUUCACAGCUCCAUUCUAGCUACAGCGCUUGCAAUCCUAGCAAUAUAUCCUGCAAAAAUAUAUCAAGAAAAAGAAAAAUGUAAAAAGCUCUUCUCCCCCUACGGGUCAGUCGUCACAGCCACAGAAAUUGUUCUGCGGAGAAAAUAAGUUUAACGUGUGGUUGGGUAUGGCAUUUAUUUUAUAGGUUUUUUUGUUUUCAUUUUUCAGCGUAAUCUUGGCCAGACUGGAAAUGCAGUGUAGAAUCUCAGUCUAUCAGAACGAAGCUUGAAAUAUUUGACUUGUGUACAUUCCUUUAACCUCUCACAGUGUUGCUGUUGCACCAGACAGUCAUCAUUCCUAACAGAGGGGUUUUUAAUAUAUUUAUAGAUAGACACACACGCACAUCUCACCAUUGUGUGCUGGAAGAGGCUCCCUGGCCUGGUUCAUUGUAGUGAAACUGGAAUGGUAGCCUAACUGAAGAGCAUCUUCUGUCUGCCGUGGCCUUUGCUCAGGCAGCGCAGGAGGGAUCAGGGAGAAGUUAGGGGACAUUAUCGGUCUGUCUCUUGCAGCCACACUGAAUACGUCACCUCAGUCGGUGCGGAUGUUUCGUAUGUACGCCAUUUAUUCCUGUUUCUUGUGGUCUGAAUGCCUUCCGCCAGAGAAUCCCAAAGUUAUGGUGAUGAAGGUUAAACUGUCUGGAGAAAGGAGAUGGAAACAGUUCAAGCCCCCCCCCCCCACCCCCUUGCUGCAAAAUCACCAAGAAAACAUGUUCAUAGAAGAGAAGGCCAAGCACAGUUCUAGAUUGUGAAUCCUUUUUUUAACAUCUUAAAUUCAUUCCACUAGUUUUCGCGUCUUUAUUUUCCAUUUAAUGUGAGAAAUUGUUAAAUCCAUGGCUGUGGUAAAUCUCAUUCUCAUGCUGUUCUUCCUUUGCCUUUCUUGUUGUAAGAUGAUGAUGAUUAUUAUUUUUCAAAACUGUAUUAAAUAAAUAAACCAGCAACUCAGUUUAUGAACCAAGGCCGGCGUGUUUGUCUAGACUUGUGCAGUCGCAGUAUUUCAUCAGUUGUACGAUUUUAAACUCGGCGUUUUCAUGUGGACACAGUGGCGGCAUCUCGGGCCCGUUUCUGAUCAGCGGAUCUCUGAAGCUGUUAAUCUAAGAAAGGAUAAUGUUACAGAAUGGCAUUUAAAAAACAAAAUUGUACUUCAUUUUAUACUCGGCCCUUUUUAGUAAAGCCAGGCCUGUCACCUGUCUGUCAGUGCAGAGCCAUUUCCUUAUGACCGGUGAGCCCCCAAAUAAUAUUUUUUUUUGUAUGUUUAACCAGUCAAUCUGCUAAAAUUUAGCCGUAUUUGGUUGGUGGUGGUUGCUAUGGUGACGGUUGGUUUAUAAACACAAGAUCAAGCAUUAUUGUUGCUGGCUAUUAAACAGAAAUACUGUAUCAUUCCUUCAUUGUAGAUGCUGUCUUUCUGUGAGGAGGAUGUGUAUUCAAUUUUUUUUAAGUAUAUUUGACCAUUUUUCAUUGGUGUAAAUGAGGUCAUUGUCCCCCCCUUUGUUUCAUUCUCCCGUGAUGCACCGUGACAUCACGCACAUGAGCGAUCAGGGCGUUUUUAAUGUGUGGAGGGGAAAUGUUCAGCUUUAUUAAAAGAAACAAUUCUCUCACUGUGUAGCUAGAUGUUGUACAAUUAUAUGUAUCAUAAAGGUAAGUUAGGGGGCAAUGUUUUUACAGCUCAUGGUGCUCUGGGAAGCGGUUUGCCUUCAGAUUAAAGUAGUUUGUUUUUGGUGAAUGUGGUUUAGGGGAAAUGGGGACAAUAAAUUGUGACUGUGCUGAUCACUGAAUUGGAAACCAGUAGGAUAAUAGCUUUGCAAAGCAAAACAAAGUGCGUUUGCCUGUAUUUUGCAUUUACCGCUACUUAACAGGACACAUGUAUUGGCAGAACAGACGCCACAUAGGAAAGCUGUUCUAGAGCUCACGGUUGUGUUCCACUUGGUUAAACUGGAGAGUUGGUCACAAGUGAAAUGAUUGUUGUUCCUGGUUUGUCAUUUACUUUGAUAAGGACGCAGCUCCCACUGUUACUUACUGCAGAUUACAUACAAUUCAGACUCUUCCACCUCAACGGUGUUUAUUUUAACUGUUGGUGAUCUGGUUCACCAAAAAAAAAAAAAUUAAAGUGGGCAGUGUUGUUUAAGUAUGACUAGUGUUUGUGAGGGGGGGGGGGUGAUGGUGGUGAUCUGAUGCCCUCAAUCUCCCAGGCAGUGAGGCAGGGCAAGUUGUUCGUCUGACCUGGUUAUUAGUCAGGGGGUUGACCUCUUAGCACCAAAUACCGCUCGUCUUCUCUGGCAUCGCUCAUCUACUGAGUAGUGACUUCAUAUCUUGACCCCAUUUCCAUUCCGUCUGUCUAGUAUCCUGCGCCCCCCCCCCCACCCUCCCCCUUUCCUCGCUGAGAUCAUUGUAUGCUCCUGCACUUCUGAAUCAUUCCCUGCUCCUAUGAUACUGGUUACAUACUGUAGACUUUGCGGAGUGAAAUCAUGUAAUCCACAAUCAGGUUUAAAAUUCCGACAGGUUUUGUGCAUUCCACCGUUAAAUUGUUUUUGUUUUUUUUGUAUAAUUUUUUUGUUUUUUUAAAUAAACAAAUAAAGACAGCAUAUGCUCAUUGACAUAGAUGUGUAUUCAAAGCUCAUUCUGAAUACAUAGUCACAAUCAAGGACCUGAUAUCAUCUCCUGUUACUUCAAAUUGUACUUAUGAUUCUGACAAUUCAAUAAAAUGUCUUUUUUUUUCUCAA